Molecule: messenger RNA, 2371 nt
Organism: Rhipicephalus sanguineus (brown dog tick)
Lineage: Eukaryota; Metazoa; Arthropoda; Arachnida; Ixodida; Ixodidae
Product: organic cation transporter protein
Exons: 11
Coding region: 439-2169 (576 amino acids)
Biological process (GO): transmembrane transport
Cellular component (GO): membrane
Molecular function (GO): transmembrane transporter activity
Source: RefSeq, a predicted model, not a curated record
GGAGCCAAUCGGCCACGACUCGGCCACAGUUUGCCCCGGAGGCGUACGUGCGUGCGCUCCCAAGACGGCAUCGCCACGACCGUUUCUUUGUUUCUAUACGGCACAUUGGAGCCGCGUCCGGUGAUGCAAUCGUGGAGCAGUAUUGGAAACCCCGGCUGAACGUCGGAUCCGCCUGAUCCGGCGUUUUGUGGAUGAACAUCUCAGCGACCCGACACCCCUUCCGAACACCUCCUGCGAAUGGUACUGCCGCAACACGGCGACCGCACACAAGUCGUUGUCCUCCGUAGGCCUCUUCCAACAGGGCCGGUCUUUGAGUGCAAACGUCUGUUGCCGCUGGGCGUGAGACCACAAAAUAAGAAAUUUCCUGCCAAAAUUGUGUCCCCCGUCGACAUCCUGGGACUGCCUCGUGCUUUACGCUGUGUAUAGUGUCGAAUAGCCAUGGAAUUCGAAGACGUGAUCGACAAGCUUGGAGGCUACGGCCGGUUCCAGCGGCUCCUCGUCUGGGUCUACCUGGCGCCGGCGUCCCUCCUGAUGCCGGGCUACUUCAUGAACCAGAUCUUCAUGCUCUCUGUACCCAAGCACUCGUGCGUGCUACCCGACCUGGCGCUCACGUUCAACUUUACGGACGCCCGCGAGCCGGAUAUACUUCGCAAGUUCCUUGUGACUGACGACGAAUGCAGCUUGUACGCCUUGGACUCCAUCAACGAGAGCCUGGCGCGCGGUCUCCUGUCGGCUGCGAGUGCCAGCGACACUGGCGCUAAUGUCACCCGUCUGCUUCAUGGUGUGGAGAAGAUGGCCUGCACGGAGUUCGCCUACGAUGACACCAACUAUGAAAGCACAGCUUCCACGCAAUGGGACUUGGUGUGUGAUCGAGCCCAUCUCCCGAGCCUCGUCUUCACGCUUGGAAGUGUUGGCAGCGCCAUAGGAACCGUCCUCUUAGGCACGUUAUCCGACAGAAUCGGCCGGAAGCCGGUGUUUCUCCUGACCGUGUUCAUCGCGACCGUGUUCGGACUCUCGUCCAUCCUGGUGACAAACUUCAUCGCCUUCGCCAUGCUGCGUUUCAUGAACGCCAGCGUCAUGCCGCAGAUAUUUCAAUUGCCCUACAUCAUUCUGCUGGAGCUUGUGGGUCCCGGGCAGCGUACCCUGAUGCUGGGUGUCUGCUGCAUCUCGUGGACCGUGGGCCUGUGCAUACUGCCGCUCAUCGCCUACCUGUCGCGCUCAUGGAUCCUGCUGGGCAUCAUCUGUUCAUCGUGCGCCAUACCGAACCUGUUCUAUUACAAACUCAUUCCCGAAUCACCACGGUGGCUUUUAUCCCAAAACAAAAUCAAGGACACAACGGCCAUUCUCAAGCGGAUCGCGAAAACCAAUGGCGUGGAAGUGCCGGAAGACCUCGCAUCGGAUCUCACGAAAGUACAAAGAAAGAUUGCCGAAGAGAAGGAAAUCGCAGCCUCCAGGACUUUCGACCUUUUCCUGAAACCUCGCAUCCGUAGGAACAUUCUCAUCAUCACAGUGAGCUGGGUGGCCAACAGUUGCGCCUACUACGGCUUGCACAUUAACGUAACCAACAUGAGCGGUAACGAGUUCCUGAACUUCUUCCUGCUGGGCCUGGUCGAGCUGCCGGCCUCGGUUGUGGGCUGGUGGACUAUGGAGUAUUUCGGCCGCCGAUGGAGCAACGUGGCGCUACAGCUACUCGUCAGCGUCGCCUGCUUAUCGUCCUGCUUCAUACCAACCGAGGCCGCGGUUGCCGGCGUCACAGCAUCUCUGGUGGCUAAGUUCGCGUGCGCUGCCUCCUUCAUGAUCAUGUACCAGCAGGCCGCCGAAGUGAUGCCCACGCCGCUGCGCGCAUUCGCGCUCGGCGCCUCUUCGGCCUUCUCCUCGGCGUUUAGCAUCUGCAUGCCCUACAUCAUAUACCUCGGCCGCUACGGCAACUGGAUUCCCUUCUUAUUUCUCGGUUUACUGGCGGCCGCCGCUGGCAUAUCGGCCGCGUGGCUCCCCGAAACCAACGGCUACGCGUUGUGUCAGACUAUUGAAGACGCCGAGGAGUUCGGCAAGGAUCAGCAGUUCUUCUCGCUCAACAGGUUGGAAGGCAAAAAGAAGGGCUACGACAACACCGCCCCCAAGGAAAAAGAAAUGGAGCCCAUGGCGAAGUCCUCAGACGUCAAAGCCUGAUCGCAUUUCAUCGUCACCACAGUUUCCUUUUCGUGCAAGGUCCACAAGCUGAGCUGUGUACCAUUGCACUUCGACUGGACAUUGCGACACAUCUGGUCAUCUGGCUAACAUCGACGCCUUCAUAAGCGCACAAUGCGGGACAUGCGCUAGCAUUUCGAUGACACCAUCGCAGCUUCAUAAAACAUAUAUAUAUAUUCUUUUA